GUCAAACUUGACAAAUGGUGACAGACAAUUAAAAAUGGCUAGUAUCGGGUUUAGGUGGCUGGAUAUUUUGGAAAAAGAGUUUGAUAAAGCGUUUGUAGACCUAGAUUUAGCAGUUGGUGAGCUUGAUUCUGAAGAACCGGACGUAGUUUUCAGUGUUCGGCAAAAGCUUUGCACCCUGAGUUCAUGUUUCGCCCAACUCACCCAUAAAGCUCAAACUAUUUUCCAAAAUAGUGCCAAAAUUGAGGCAGAGUUAAUACACAUGCGCGCCGAGCUGAUAGAAUCGAAAUCGAAGAAGGACGUCCUCGAAAGCGAACUUCACAAUUUGCUUCUUCAGCUGCAUUCCUCCCAGCUAUCCAAACUGCCCGACAGCCUCGGAAGCAAGAGACAGGAUCAACACCUCAAACCCGAUGUGAGUGCCAUUAAGAAAAAACUAGAAGCCGAAAUUAGGCAAAGCCCCAUUAGGAUAGUUAAAAAAGAAUCCGAAGAGCUUAAAUUCAGCCCCGCAGCUAUAGAGCCCGCCCAGUACAAAGCUGAGACAUCGCAGUUACGCUCAGAAAAUGCCUCGUUGAGGAACGAAGUUCUCGCCCUCACCAGUGAAGUGUACGGGGCGAAGUUAGCCGCCAAGUAUUUGGACAAAGAGCUAGCGGGAAGGAUACAGCAGCUACAACUUCUAGGUAGGGAAAUGCGAGGCGACAUCCGUGACAAGCUCUGGAGGCAACUGGAGUCUGAGAUAUUACUCCAGAGGCACAAAACAGUAGUAAGGGCCUGCAGGAGGAACAGCUCGUUGAACAGUUCCGAGAAAUGUCCGAAACCCGAACCCGAGACUGUCACCGAUGGGACUGAGCACUUCGGCGACAUUAGGACUGUGAUAGUAAAGAGGAAACCUGACCAAGGUUUGGGAAUCAGUAUUACGGGCGGCAGAGAACACGGCGUGCCGAUCUUAAUAUCGGAACUGGAGCCCAACGGUCCAGCUGCUUUGUCGGAACAGCUGUACAUAGGAGAUGCCAUAUUGUUCGUCAACGAGAUCGAUCUCAGAAACGCCUGCCACAGAGAAGCUGUGGGCAUCCUGCAGCAGCAGACCGGCGACUGUACGUUGCAGGUGCAGUACAUUGCUGCCGAUGACAGCGACAACUCCCUAGAGGAAGACGGCUUCCAUUUUAGAUUUUUCGAUGAGGACGUGUGCGACACAAACAACUUAAAUAACCCCAGGGGCACAGAGGAGAUGAUAAACACCCCCACGGCCCCCAGAACACCAGAUUCCACGCCUGCGAGCAGAUUGUCCAGGAGCACGUCGAACAGCCCCGAGAAGAAAAAGUCACCGACGUUUCUAGGCAAAGAGGAAACCCAUAUAAUCAAUAGCGACAAUUAUAACUACAACUUAAACACCAACAACGGGAACGAAGAAGAGUACAAACACACAACCGACGAAAAACUGAGCAACAUUAUAAACCGCAACUCGAAUAACAACAAAUCCCCCGACACAACCACUAAAAUAAUAACAAAUGACAUCUACAACAUAGAUACAACCGACUUGGUUCUCAUCGACAACUCCACCAACAACAUCAUAAAGUUAGAGAACUUCAAGAAAGUGGAUAUCUUUUCCAACAUAAACGAUAACUUCAACACGUCGACAAACUCGCUGAAUUCCGAGAACCUAUCGUCCCCGAUGCAAACGAGCACGGACGUUUACUUGGAUUCGGAGAUACUAUCCACCGACUUAGCCUCGAACGACUCACAAAGCCCCAAAAACCUCCAGACGGAUACCAACCCGCAGAAAACGAACUUCGACUACGAAACCAACAUACUGGAAAUAGAAAAAGUGGACGAGUUGUUCGACGAGCCCAAGCUGUACGCGUCGAAUGACUCCCUGUCCAACCCAAAAAGCGACCAGAGCCUCUUGAACUCGGUGGAGAGCUGCGGCAGUUCUCCCUUGCACAAACCCAACCGGGAGUACAAAAAGCAACGGAAGCACAAGAAGAAGUACUUCGGAGUCAAAACGUUACAAAGCAUCUUCAACAAGCACGACGGCUAUUCCGAUAUUUCCACCACGGCCUCGGAACUGGGAGACGAGCCCCCUCUCCUAGUCGAUACCCAUGACGUUAAGCCUAGAGACGUUGAAAACAAAACGGAACCUACAGACAAAGCCACGCUUGUCAAGUGCAAUUCGGUCUACGCGCCGGAAACCAGCACCCAGUUCGAAGAAAAUAUACACAACCUCCUCUCCGACAUAUUUAUAAAGAAUUUCACGAACGUCGCAGACCAGCCGGCUUCCAACGUUUCCAUAAGUAAGCCGACCGGUACAAAAAAGUACUUCUCGCUCCACGGGCAGAACCUCAGAGUCGGCAAGGCCUUGAGACUGUGCCCGAACGAAGACUACACCGAAGUGCUGGAGAACGAACAGAGGAAGGAGAAGCUCCUCGCGAGAUAUGUUUAUAACGCUAAUUCGCUUAACGCAGACGGGGUGGGUGACCCCGACUUUGGUACGCCUGUUUAAAUUGUAGAUAGGAUAAAAUAGGAAAGAGAUUAUAGUUAUUUAAAUAUGAAACAGUGAUGGUAGUCAUAAAGUUUAUAAAGUAAAAGUUUCUUAAUAGUCUAAAUGCUACGCUAAUGCGUUCUCGUCGGGGGGUUGACAUGGGCGAAAAUUUAGCUA
Anoplophora glabripennis (Asian longhorned beetle) is the source of this 2650-nucleotide messenger RNA. RefSeq lists its product as uncharacterized. Gene Ontology annotation, biological process: negative regulation of protein localization to cell surface. Lineage: Eukaryota; Metazoa; Arthropoda; Insecta; Coleoptera; Cerambycidae. The record is from RefSeq and is a predicted model, not a curated record. Bases 35 to 2494 code for a protein of 819 amino acids. Gene Ontology annotation, molecular function: transmembrane transporter binding. The transcript has 8 exons. Gene Ontology annotation, cellular component: trans-Golgi network transport vesicle; membrane; Golgi apparatus.